Molecule: messenger RNA, 6059 nt
Organism: Leptidea sinapis
Lineage: Eukaryota; Metazoa; Arthropoda; Insecta; Lepidoptera; Pieridae
Exons: 4
Coding region: 348-5975 (1875 amino acids)
Source: RefSeq, a predicted model, not a curated record
CAUAUAAAAUAACUGUGAAAACAAUGAGAUUUGGAAAACAAAUUUACAAGAAAAUGUGAUCGUUUGGUUUAAACUGUAUGAACUUUCAACCGCCUAAAGUAGACUCUUGGAAAUAAACAAAAAACGAUAGUUUAAUGAAUGCGAAGUUUAAUGAGAGAAUUAAAAAAGUUGAACUUUUUACCAGUAUAAUCUUUGUAUCUGGCAAGAUUUAUAGCUGCAAUGAAAAAGUUGUUUUGUUUAGGAGCUUUACAGCAGGGAACCUGAUGAGGAAAAUUUUCAUGCAGAAGGGUUCUGACCAAUUGAAUUGGAGCUGGGCUUGAAACGUGAACAAAAAGCUUGUAUACAAAAUGGAGGAAGUACUGCCGGAAAAGAGUUCUCAUUUUCUUGAAUCCAUCAACUUGGAGUCCGAAGACAAUCUGAGAGAGGGCCACUACAUAGCUCACGUGGAUGUCAGAUACCUAGACAAUAUACAAAGACUGAAGGAUAAGAUUAAAUCUUGUAUUACAUGCAAUGAGACCCUUUGCCCCGUUAUCAAGGAACGCAUAGAACGCCACAUACUGGAGCAUCACAGUAAUAAUCUACGUGACCAAGAAGCUGGAAGUACAUCACAAUUGGGCAAAGAUAUUGGUACGACAACUGAACAGCGACCGUUAUCAGACAAUUACAGAAGUAAAUAUGAAACAAAAUUACGAGAAGAAAUUAUAGUGUGGUCGCAAGACUUACCAUUAUAUCUAAACGAAGAGGACGAAAAUGCAAAACAAAAUCUUUUAAAUAAUUUCACUGUUGAAGUUAUUGAUCUAUCAAACAAUAUCAAUAAUAGUGAUUACGCAUUCAAAAUAAACGUGAAAACAGUGAAUCUAUUACACUCCCUACCACCACAUCCUGACCUUGAGAGAAAUGAAAGUGCAGUAAAAAAUUACUUGGCAUUAAAUCUCGCGGAUACCAUACACAAUGUAAAUGAAAAAGAAUUAAAUAUAAAAAAGGAAAUGGCCAGUGCUCUUACUGAUUCGGAUGACUUGUAUGAGAUAGUAGAAGACAAUCCGCAAUUUAACAGCAUUGGCGAUAUUAAUUUUAAUGUAGCUAAAAAAAGUCGCAUCGAUAUUAAAGGUUCUGAAAACACGUUUCACGAUAUUGAUAAAAAGUUAAAUAUAAAGGAGACUGACUCUGGUCAAACCAAAAAUAGAAAUAUAUCGACAGUUAAAAGUGGAACAUCAGAUACAGAAAUACAAGUUCAGAGAAGUGUUGCUAAUGCGCUGCCAAAAUAUGGAAAUGUAUUUAGUUUUUUCAACUCGCAGUCUGUUGAACCAAAGAAAAUAAAAGAAUACAACUUUGAAAUAAAACAGGAGAUUAGUGAAUGGAUAAAAAAUACCUUGGAAAAAAUUGAUCAAAACUACGUUUACUAUAAAGGCGAUACAAAUUAUUUAGUAGAAAUUAUUUGCAACUAUCUAAAACCUGUAAUAAACUAUUACUUCUCUGAUAAUUGUACAGAAUUAGCAUUAAAAAAUGAGAUAUUGAACAUUAUAAACAAUAUUCUUCUAAUUGAUUGUUAUAAAUAUGAUUCUGUUUUUAAAGUCCAUAUAGCAGAUAAUCUCAUAGAAAGAAUAAAGAGCACUAUUAUCAACAAACAAUUUCAGUCACAGAUUCAUAAUAACAAGUCAAACUCAUUUUAUAAGCAAAUAAAAAAAAUUGUAUUCGACUAUCUACAAAAUUAUAGACUACACCUACAUGAGAACAUAUUAAUGAGCGACGGAAUCGUAAAUUUGUUAUUGAACGAUUCCAUUCCAGUGCAAUUUAUCAAAGAUAAGUUAAUAUUUAUAUUUGAGAGAUCUAGCGAUUUGCCAAUAGAAGAUAUUGUUGAGUUAGUGGAUACAUUAGUAAAAUUAGGCAGAUGUACAAGAUUUUAUAACCGCUCUAAAGUGCUUACAGAAAUCAAGAAUACACAAGUGUACAGUUUCAAUAAUUUAACUGAGAAACCAUCAAGACGUAAUGAUUUUAAUGCAGUUUUUCUGCCUCAACAAGAAUUGAAAGCUGAAAUAGAUUAUACGGAUUAUAAAUUUGACAGUACGAAUAAUUUAAGACAAGAACCAAGAAAACUUCAAGAAAUAAAAGAAGUGAUAAAUGGAUGGUUGAACACAAUACCAAGGAAAUUUGUCACGUGCGAAGAAAAUAACUAUAGGGACAUUAUUGUUAAAAGAUUAGCGCGUGACAUCAAAAAACAACAAGAAAUUGAUAAAAAUAAAGCACCUAAGACAGCCGCUGAAAUUGAAAAACGCAACAUGAUCACUGUAUACAAAUGGUUAAAUAAGACUCACUUAUUCAAAGAUUUAAAUAACGCAAACUCGUUUGUCAAAAGUUUAGUUAAAAGCUUGCAAAAUAUUGUAAGCCAAACUAGUUUGAAUGACAAUUACACAGAAAUACUGACUAUAAAUCAGGGAACCUUGAAUUCUAUUGAAAAAACCAUACAAAAGCAUUUGAACAAAAUAAGUGAAAAAAUAGACAGCAUAAAUACUGAAGCUAGAGGUUCCGAUUCUAAUAGAAUAAAAAACGACACGAAAAUAUCUACAAUAAAUCAAGAAACUUUGAACUCAAUUUACAAAGUCAUUCAAAAGAAUCAAAAGUUGAAUAUAGGACUGCGAGAUUCUAGCAAUAUAAAAACACAAAUGACAAUUGAUAAUGUAAAUGAGUACGAAAAAGAAUCUGUCAUCGAUGAUAAAGUAAUACCAUUAACUUGCAACGAGAAUGGAAAACUAGAGAAAAUUUUGAAAAAACAUAUUCUAAAAUAUAUUGAUUCUAAGUGUUCCGAUGAAAGUUUUCGUGAAUUAUUAACACGUGAAUUUCCAGAUAUUAAUAACCAAUCUAGAAAUGACAUGUCUAGAAAUAAAUUGGAUGUUGAAUUGCACUAUUUAAUCGCUAUUUCAAACUAUCUGAAAGAUAUAACACUAAGUAGAAACUAUAAAUCAAUCAUUCAGCUAAUUUGUUCUUUAGCUAGAGACUUUAAAGACGGAUGUAGCUGUCUCAAUGAUAAAGUAGAUUUUUUUUUGAAAAUUCUUCCAAUUUCAUUAGAACUAAAAAACGAGAAAUGCAAACAAGAUAUUACUAAGGAAAUGAUCAAUGAUUUAAUUAUGAAUGUGAAUCAAAAUAUGUUAUAUUUACGUGAAAAUUGCCAACUUUGCCAUACACGUAUGAAUCAUAAAAAUACUUGCUACGAGAUUAUACAAGAAUUUGUUUGUAGCCAUGCUGAAGAUUUAAAACAAAAUGAACUUUUGUUGGAUGUUUGUUCACUGCAUUUGGUAAAAGAAUUAAAUUCUAAUAGAAAAGGUCAAAAAACUAAUAUUGCUGUGUUUAAAGAAAAUACAAUUCAGUAUCAUAAUGCUAGUAUUAAUAAUGAUAUUCUUGACAUUGAAGGUUUAGAAGAAAAUAUAAGAGGUAAAAGUUUACGUGAACGUUAUAAGCAAAAUCUGGAAUAUACACUCACAAUUACAAUGCCGAAUUCAUUAACAAUGUCAAAUGGAAAUAGUCCAUACUUUGAAAUAUAUAAGGACCGCUUAGCAAGCAUAUUUAUUCUUGAAAAUUUUGAUUGUGAACAAAGUCCGAUAAAAAUAAACUAUGAAAGGAGAUUACUUAGCGAUAUUGAUAGAUAUUUUCCAUAUGCUCUAGAAACUGUACAAUUUACGAAAGAUCAGUUAUAUAAUGCGUUAUACAGCACCCUCUUUUAUGUAUCCAUGCCUAGCGAUAAAUCGAUUGCCGAAGAAGUUGAAAUAAUUAAAUUGAGGUGUGAAAUAGACAUGUGGUUUGAUAAGUUACCGAUUAGAGAGGCAAAAGAAUUCAACGAUUUCAAUGAACGUCAGCAAAUAAUAAGCUUAUUGGCCAAAAAAAUUUAUGGUUUAGAAAAACAUGAUCCAAACUCAGAGGAAAAUAUACACAAAUAUAUUAAAAAUAUUAUUUUGAAAUUACCCAUUUUACCCGGCAAAGAAGUGAAUUUGGAUAAUCUUAUUAAUGAUUUACAAAGAAGGCUGAAAUUGACUGAAACAUUACGAAAACAUAGUAAUAAAACAGAUAACCUUUUUGAUAUUUUACAAAUUGAACCAAUUUUAACUAAAAAGUCCCAAUAUAAAUAUCUUAGUUAUGAAACUGACACACAAACUGUACUCCCUGGUUGUUGCAAAGUACGUCCAGUACUACACAAAAGGCCUUUAGAUAUAAUUUUAGAUUUAGUUGAAAAUUGGUGUGAGCAAAUACCAGUUCCAGCUACAACACAAGAAGAGAAAGUAAAUAUUCAGACGAUAAAAGAUCAAAGGAUAAUGAAACUUAUGAUAAUGAUAAGUGAAUUGAAUUCGAUUCCUGAAAUUUUUAAUGAUGAUACAUUAUAUGACAAAAUUCUAGAUGAUGAAAUAGAGAAUAUCAUAUUCAGUUCUUUGCAGUCGAAUUGUGAUUGUAUACGAAAAAAAGGAACAUUGAAGAGAAAAAUUAUAGAUGCUGUUAUAUCAGUUAAACCUCUUCUCGUCAACGAAGUUAUUAGAUAUAAAUACAAACAAGAACUCAAAAAUGUUGCAGACGAUGUGUUAGAAAUUUCUAACGCAGAAAAACGAAAACGAACACUGUGCCAUGAGAUGCGCAAUGAAAUUGUUGACAAUUAUAUUAUCUACAAAUAUCACAGAGAAGACAUUGAUAAUAAAAACAAUUAUAAAAUAUUAGUGAGCAAUGCAGUAUUUAACUUUUUUUCUAUUCCUACUAUAAGAUAUUCUAAUUACGUCGAUCCCUUAAUUAAAAGCAACCAAUUAAUUUGUGAACUAAAUAAAAUUCCACCUCCAAAAGUUGAGGUUUUAAUCGACGAAGUUGAAGAAAUCAGAAUGAAAUUCGAAGUAAACAAAUUAUUUAAAGACUUGUCAUUGUCGGACGACGAAGAAAGACUAGCUCUUAAAUUGCAAAUUAAAUCAACUCUAGCUAGACGGUUGUGCGAUUUAGAAAAAUCAGACCAUAGUUCUGCAAUAGACCUUAAGAUGAAAUAUGAAAUAACAGAACACCUUGCUAAAAUGAAUGAAACCGUCGAUGAUGAAAAAAUUAAGGCUUUUAUAGCACGGCUGAAGGAUACUGAAAAUAUUAGAAAAACACAUCCGCCGAACUUGUUUCUAAGUAACCCAUACAAUUCUAAUAGUCAAGAUCACACAUUGCCUACCUUCCGUGAGUACAAAUCUUCCGCAUUAGAAUAUACUUGCAAUUCGCCCCAAAGCACAAAUAUUGAUUCAUUGGGUGUGUUACCUGCAAAAAGUAACCAGAAGGAAUUCCGAGAAAGAUCAGCUAUGAAAAACAUAACUAAAUAUGAUUCAUCUUUAGAUGAAAACCUGCAUGCUUCUGCAAUAAAUAACCAACAGAAUGACUUGACUACAAAAUAUGGAAACAAAAUCUUUGAAAAAGAUAUGUCUAUUGAUAAAGAAUACGGUAAACCUUCAGAUGAAAUUAUGCACGAGUACCUCGUACGACCUCACAACUCACAACAGAAACGUUCUGGUCAUUAUGGUAUAUCUAGUACCAAACAGGUAAAUCCUCGGAUCUCCAAAAAAUAUAGUGAGGAGCUGCCACAUAAUUCUGGAAUCGUAGAGAGGGGCAAGUAUCCAAAUAGAACUCUAAGUUUGAUUAAACAAGCGAAAUCAUUAUCUGCGGAAAAUUUGGCACAGCCAUUGACAUGUCCGUUUAAAAACAUUAUCAAUAAUGGUGGCAUUACUUUAGGAUCAAGUCAAGAAGGUCCACUUUUUAAUCCCUGUAGUCGACCUGUUGAAACAAGAGGUUACUCAAAGCCUAUUGGUUCCGAGCCUCUGAGUAUAACAAAAGAAAAAAAGCAUCAAUUCGAGUUUAAAAAUUCACACAAAUGCUGUUACAAACCACGGACUGCUCGUAAAUCUUGCGCCAAAGUAUGUAAAAACUGUAAUAAAAUAAAUAAUAGUAAUGAACGUGAACCUAAUACUCCGGGUAGAUAACCUGGUUUUUUUAUAGCUAACUUUGUAAUGUAACUUAUGUUUUGAAACAAUAAAUGACAAGAUUCAUAUUUAUAUACUUUUCAA